This is a messenger RNA of Eubalaena glacialis (North Atlantic right whale), 588 nucleotides long. It is a transcript of the gene FCAR, whose product is annotated as Fc alpha receptor. The transcript has 4 exons. The record is from RefSeq and is a predicted model, not a curated record. Lineage: Eukaryota; Metazoa; Chordata; Mammalia; Artiodactyla; Balaenidae. Bases 1 to 588 code for a protein of 195 amino acids.
AUGGCCCCCAGAGACACCACCCUCUUCUGCCUCGUGCUCUGUCUUGGCCAGAAGAUUCAGGCACAAGAUGGCUUGUAUGACAAACCCUCCCUCUCCACUGAUGGGUGCCUUGUGGUGAUGCCAGGAGAGAGUGUUUCCCUCCGGUGCAGUUCAGCACACAUCUCAUUCAAUAGAUUUUCACUGAGCAAGGAGGGAAGGGCCGUUCUGUCACAGCACCAAAAUGGGGGACGCUGGGGUGACUUCAUUCUGGGUCCUGUGAACCUCAGCUUCUCAGGGAUCUACACAUGCUACAGUUGGUACAGUGGCAGCCCUUAUGUAUGGUCAGCCCCCAGUGAUGCCCUGGAGCUUGUGGUCACAGAUACCACAAACCAAGAUUACACGACGGAGAACUUGAUUCGAAUGGGCAUGGCAGGGCUGCCCCUGUUGGCUCUCUUGGCCAUUCUGGCUGAAAAUUGGCUUGGCCAUCAGGUUCCACACGAGGAAGACCAGCAAGAUUUGCGUGAACUGAGCUGCAGUAGACAGAAAACUCAGACAGAAUGGACCUUUGGACUAACUCCAAAGGGUCACCAGGUAGACACCAGGCACUGA